Molecule: messenger RNA, 306 nt
Organism: Gongylonema pulchrum
Lineage: Eukaryota; Metazoa; Nematoda; Chromadorea; Rhabditida; Gongylonematidae
Source: the annotation of a GenBank genome assembly
AUGGCUGUGGCAUCACGAAUAAUUGCGCCUACCAUCAGUACUUAUGGUACAACGAAUACCUGUGGUACCACGAAUCGCUAUGGUACCACUGCGUGCAGUCAUGAUGUCCCGGGUAGUGUGUGGUGCCACGAAUUAUUACGGUAUCACGAAUGUGGUUUCACGAAUAACUGUAGUACCAUGAAUAAUUGUGUUACACGAUUAACUGUGAUGCUUCGAGUAGUUGCGGUAAUGCAAAUAGCUGUUUUAUCGCGAAUAACAGCGAUGCCAAGAAAAACUGCGAUAUCACGAAUGGUUUUGGUACCUUGA